AGGUGGUUACUGGACAGUGACUGUGGGAGGAAGGAGUGGGUAGCGAAGGGUAAUAAUCAAGAGAGGAUACGUCGUGUGUGUGCGUGAGAGAUUGUGGUUCAAGGAAUGUGAAGAUGACCAAAUUGAAGCUAUCAAACUCCAGCCACCCUCCUUCCCCUUGUUCUCAGGCCCUCCACGGCCCCAGUGUACUGUACCCCCCUUCCCCUUGUUCUCAGGCCCUCCACGGCCCCAGUGUACUGUACCCUCCUUCCCCUUGUUCUCAGGCCCUCCACGGCCCCAGUGUACUGUACCCUCCUUCCCCUUGUUCUCAGCCCCUCCACGGCCCCAGUGUACUGUACCCCCCUUCCCCUUGUUCUCAGCCCCUCCACGGCCCCAGUGUACUGUACCCUCCUUCCCCUUGUUCUCAGCCCCUCCACGGCCCCAGUGUACUGUACCCCUCCUUCCCCUUGUUCUCAGCCCCUCCACGGCCCCAGUGUACUGUACCCUCCUUCCCCUUGUUCUCAGGCCCUCCACGGCCCCAGUGUACUGUACCCCCCUUCCCCUUGUUCUCAGCCCCUCCACGGCCCCAGUGUACUGUACCCUCCUUCCCCUUGUUCUCAGCCCCUCCACGGCCCCAGUGUACUGUACCCUCCUUCCCCUUGUUCUCAGCCCCUCCACGGCCCCAGUGUACUGUACCCUCCUUCCCCUUGUUCUCAGGCCCUCCACGGCCCCAGUGUACUGUACCCCCCUUCCCCUUGUUCUCAGCCCCUCCACGGCCCCAGUGUACUGUACCCCCCUUCCCCUUGUUCUCAGGCCCUCCACGGCCCCAGUGUACUGUACCCUCCUUCCCCUUGUUCUCAGGCCCUCCACGGCCCCAGUGUACUGUACCCCCCUUCCCCUUGUUCUCAGGCCCUCCACGCCCCCAGUGUACUGUACCCUCCUUCCCCUUGUUCUCAGCCCCUCCACGCCCCCAGUGUACUGUACCCCCCUUCCCCUUGUUCUCAGGCCCUCCACGCCCCCAGUGUACUGUACCCCCCUUCCCCUUGUUCUCAGGCCCUCCACGGCCCCAGUGUACUGUACCCCCCUUCCCCUUGUUCUCAGGCCCUCCACGCCCCCAGUGUACUGUACCCUCCUUCCCCUUGUUCUCAGGCCCUCCACGCCCCCAGUGUACUGUACCUCCCUUCCCCUUGUUCUCAGGCCCUCCACGCCCCCAGUGUACUGUACCCUCCUUCCCCUUGUUCUCAGGCCCUCCACGCCCCCAGUGUACUGUACCUCCCUUCCCCUUGUUCUCAGGCCCUCCACGCCCCCAGUGUACUGUACCCUCCUUCCCCUUGUUCUCAGCCCCUCCACGCCCCCAGUGUACUGUACCCCCCUUCCCCUUGUUCUCAGGCCCUCCACGGCCCCAGUGUACUGUACCCCCCUUCCCCUUGUUCUCAGCCCCUCCACGGCCCCAGUGUACUGUACCCUCCUUCCCCUUGUUCUCAGCCCCUCCACGGCCCCAGUGUACUGUACCUCCCUUCCCCUUGUUCUCAGGCCCUCCACGGCCCCAGUGUACUGUACCCCCCUUCCCCUUGUUCUCAGGCCCUCCACGGCCCCAGUGUACUGUACCCCCCUUCCCCUUGUUCUCAGGCCCUCCACGGCCCCAGUGUACUGUACCCCCCCUUCCCCUUGUUCUCAGCCCCUCCACGGCCCCAGUGUACUGUACCCCUCCUUCCCCUUGUUCUCAGGCCCUCCACGGCCCCAGUGUACUGUACCCCUCUUUCCCUUGUUCUCAGCCCCUCCACGGCCCCAGUGUACUGUACCUCCCUUCCCCUUGUUCUCAGCCCCUCCACGGCCCCAGUGUACUGUACCCCUCCUUCCCCUUGUUCUCAGCCCCUCCACGGCCCCAGUGUACUGAACCCUCCUUCCCCUUGUUCUCAGGCCCUCCACGGCCCCAGUGUACUGAACCCUCCUUCCCCUUGUUCUCAGCCCCUCCACGGCCCCAGUGUACUGUACCCCCCUUCCCCUUGUUCUCAGGCCCUCCACGGCCCCAGUGUACUGUACCCCCCUUCCCCUUGUUCUCAGGCCCUCCACGGCCCCAGUGUACUGUACCCCCCUUCCCCUUGUUCUCAGGCCCUCCACGGCCCCAGUGUACUGUACCCUCCUUCCCCUUGUUCUCAGCCCCUCCACGGCCCCAGUGUACUGAACCCUCCUUCCCCUUGUUCUCAGCCCCUCCACGGCCCCAGUGUACUGUACCCCCCCUUCCCCUUGUUCUCAGGCCCUCCACGGCCCCAGUGUACUGUACCCCCCUUCCCCUUGUUCUCAGGCCCUCCACGGCCCCAGUGUACUGUACCCCCCUUCCCCUUGUUCUCAGCCCCUCCACGGCCCCAGUGUACUGUACCCUCCUUCCCCUUGUUCUCAGGCCCUCCACGGCCCCAGUGUACUGUACCCCCCCUUCCCCUUGUUCUCAGCCCCUCCACGGCCCCAGUGUACUGAACCCCCCUUCCCCUUGUUCUCAGGCCCUCCACGGCCCCAGUGUACUGUAUCCCCCUUCCCCUUGUUCUCAGCCCCUCCACGGCCCCAGUGUACUGAACCCCCCUUCCCCUUGUUCUCAGCCCCUCCACGGCCCCAGUGUACUGAACCCCCCUUCCCCUUGUUCUCAGGCCCUCCACGGCCCCAGUGUACUGUACCCCCCCUUCCCCUUGUUCUCAGCCCCUCCACGGCCCCAGUGUACUGAACCCUGUCUUGUCCUCAUCGGAGUGAAAAAGUUGAGUGGAGAAUAAUAAAUGGCUGUUUUUUUUCUGGACCGCCACCCCAAUAUGGUGCCACUGGCCUGGGGCCCUGGUCAACCGGUUUUCCCACUCCUCCUCUGAGCCCAGACCCACAUACCUCAAUCUUGCCUGGGUGCAGCUAUAUGUAUAUAUGGAAUCUGUUCUCAUCAGAGAAAUAGAAGUCUGUUCUAGAACGUUCUGGAAUAGAAGUCUGUUCUGGAAUAGAAGCGAUACCAUUUCUAUGGUUCUCAUAAUGUCUCAUCUUGUGCUGCCCUGAACCCAUUUCCUUGUGCAAUGCGUUGGUAGCGCAUCAGUGGCCUCUUACUAACACUUCUGGAAGAGAGGGAGGGAUGUAGUUUAUCACCCUGCCAAAGAACAGUCAGUUGAGUACUCAUCUGUGGAUUGGACUGUUCUGAUUGGACUAUAUUGUUCCCUACUGUUCAAUGUAUCCUGCAAUCUACGGCUUUCAUUACUACUGGAGUCUUAACGUUUGGUUUGUAAACAUUGACAUUAUGAAUUUUUCACGUGUCCGUGGUGUUCUUUUAAAUGGAAUGGCCACCAGAAAUACAGAAGUUCCUUUCUGUAGAGGACGGUUAUGUGCAUGCGGCAAAAAGCCAUCUGAAAGCCAGCAGUAGCACCCAAAGCCAAAUGAGACAAGACACAGAGUUAACUUCUGAUCAGUUUAGCCUUGUAGGUCAGUGGGUAUUAAAGGGACAAUCUGCGAUUUGGUUAAUUAUUUUCUGACUUAAAUAAUGAUAUAAAAAAAAAUGUAUUAUAUAAUUUCAAACGGACCUGAGAGCUGUGUUAGAGAUGGUGAAUCUAGUCUUUUUAAGGGUUAAAUUUGAUCAAAAGUAAAUUAACUAACAGCGGGUGAGUUUCCUGGAAGUUCGGUAGCGCUAAGAUCGCGUCCAUUGGCGGCAACGUGUGAAUGAUGAUGUCAGUGUCGACAGACGGUACAAAGCUUUUGGGUAAAUCGCCCUCAUUGAAGGACGUAACAUAUCAUAUGAAAUGGAUGACGUAGUACCCAAUUGGAUGAGCACCACUUUCAAAAAAUACUGUCUGAAAAAAAUAUAUUAUUAUUAUUAUUAUUAUUUUCCCCCCCAGGGGCCACAUUCGGUCUUCAACGAAGUCUGGAGGGCCGCACUGGAAGUAGAUUUCCUACCUGUUAAAAUUAGCAAAAAGAUUGUCCUCAGACCAUCGUUUAGGGAAUUUCCGAUACUCCCAGACUGUCCAACUUUAAUUUCAGUGAUUUUUAAUAGUGCGCUGGACACAGUCGAGGGAACUGUAGGUCUAUUAUGAUUACUAUGUGACACCCCUGCUUUAAGGGGGGAGUGAAUAUCAGCAGACACUCGGCCCUCUGGGAACUGAGUCCCCUGGUAGACGGUGUAUAUACAUUCAAAGUAUUCCGAUCCAUUCAUCUGUCCACGUCUUGUUACAUCAGACUUAUUAUGAAAUUGUUUUUAUUCCCCUCAUCAAUCUACACACAAUACCCCGUAAUGACAAAGCUAAAAACAUUAUUUUUUAAAAAUGUUUU
This is a messenger RNA of Salvelinus namaycush (lake trout), 4263 nucleotides long. Its product is annotated as proline-rich extensin-like protein EPR1. Bases 114 to 2741 code for a protein of 875 amino acids. NCBI's taxonomy places the organism in Eukaryota, Metazoa, Chordata, Actinopteri, Salmoniformes, Salmonidae. The record is from RefSeq and is a predicted model, not a curated record. The transcript is spliced from 2 exons.